AUGGCUUCAUCAUGGCGCAUACUGAGUAGCUUCACGCUCAGCCUUGCUGCGCUCGUUAUUGUUCAACCUCGACUCGUGGCAGCGCAAUGCGACAUACCGCCUCUUACGCUCACCUGGUCCAACAUCACCGUCACACAAGAUGGUCUCGGUGUCGCUCGUGGUAUUGAACUCGGUAUUGGAUCACCACACCAGAUCUUCGCGUUCCGGCCGUCGACUACGCUCAACAAUACGCGUAUCAACAAUGUUGUUAACUGUGGCUCUGCGAGUAACGACAGCUGUGUUGGGGGUUUAGGCGGUGCUUUUGACUCGACAAAGUCAAGUUCGUAUGCUGUGUCGAUCAAAAGUCAAUGGAAUGGUAGCCAGAUCGACGAUGAAGAUAGCACAGGAGCCUACGUCUACUUCAAUGAUGAUGUCGCAUUCCAGGAGAAUGGCCAUGUCGACGGGUUUCCUUUAGUGAUGGAUAGUGAGGUAUGGGGAGGUGCGCAAUCCGGUCUGCCACUCGGCACGAACUCUUCCUUCCUCCGCGCUGCAGUUGCUGGUGGUGUCGCGCCAUCCCAAGUCUUCGGUCUUUGGAGCGGUAGCAGAGGCAUUGAUCCACACGAUGGCCUGCUUGUAGUAGGAGGAUACGAUCGCGCGCGGGUUGAUCCAGCAUCCAACUUCACCACCUUUCCGAUUGGCGAAUGGAGUCUUGAACGGGCCUGUCCUUUGCAAGUGACAGUCACGAACUUGACGUACCAAGAUUUGCUGCUCAUACCCGAUGGUAGUAAUGAGCUGAUCGCUUGCAUCGAGCCAUCGACGCAGCGCUUCGUCUUCCCACCAGCGAUCGCGCAGGCGUUCGGCGUAUAUACUGGCCAAAAUGAGACUGCAUAUCCGGGCAAGAUGCAUUACAAUGUGUCUAGCCGUCCGAUGGGCGAUCUCGUUGUGACACUAGCAGGUGGUUAUCAAUCAAGAAUACCCAACAAGGAGUUGUUUGCGCCACUGCGUGGAUCUGACAAGAACGGCCGUUAUGCAAUCACCAACGACAGCACGCUCGAAGCAUCCGUGUCGGAUACGCGAGCAUCCGAUCCGGGUGAUGUCGACAGUACCCUGGGAGGACUCUUCUUAACUUUCAAUUACCUUCUAGUAGACUAUGCGAAAAGCGAGUUCCAGCUUGCUCCAGCCGUCGCAGCCGAUGCGAAAGAUGUGUCGCCAGACCCUACCGUGAUCUGUACACCUACCAACACGGCGCCUGCAGAUCCUACCCCAACACCCAAGAAGAAGUCCACAAAUACAGGUGCCAUAGCAGGCGGCGUCGUGGGAGGUGUCGCAGGACUUGCUCUGCUUGGUGCCAUCGGCUUUCUGUUGUUCAGGCGGAAUCGCCGCGCUAAGGAACCUCCUAUCAGCGAGAUUGACGGCCAGCCACACUCGCCGGUACAGCAAGUGGUACGACAGCCGUCGGAGAUGAUGGCGCAUGAAGCCGCAUAUGUGCACGAAAUGCCUGCGAGUCGACAUGCGAGCUUUCGAAAGCCUGAAAACAGAGGAUGGCGUUGA
This is a messenger RNA of Alternaria atra, 1530 nucleotides long. RefSeq lists its product as uncharacterized. The record is from RefSeq and is a predicted model, not a curated record. The transcript has 2 exons. Lineage: Eukaryota; Fungi; Ascomycota; Dothideomycetes; Pleosporales; Pleosporaceae. The coding region runs from base 1 to 1530 and encodes 509 amino acids.